Messenger RNA from Durio zibethinus, 1602 nucleotides. Its product is annotated as ENTH/VHS/GAT family protein. Gene Ontology annotation, biological process: protein transport to vacuole involved in ubiquitin-dependent protein catabolic process via the multivesicular body sorting pathway. The record is from RefSeq and is a predicted model, not a curated record. Lineage: Eukaryota; Viridiplantae; Streptophyta; Magnoliopsida; Malvales; Malvaceae. Gene Ontology annotation, molecular function: ubiquitin binding; phosphatidylinositol binding.
UCGCACGUUAACCAGGAAAAAAAAACCACGCGCCCGGGUACAACUCCUUUGAAGCGGGGCCCAGGAACCACGAGGUCGCUAAACGAGCCACGCGGAUCUUAGACUUGGACCGUUCUCAUCGUCAGCUGUCAUCUCUCUGUCUAUUUCCUCUCUCUCUCUCUGCUCUCGCUUCUCUAACGAACUGCUAAAAGGAAAAUAAAAGGACCAAUUCCCGUUCUAACUCAAAGCCCCGAUUUGUCUCUCUUUUACCGGAACUCAGUGCAGGUCUUUUUUAUUUAGCUUGGAGAUUUGAUUUAACCAGUUAAGAAAACGGGGAGGGUAUGGAUAAAAUGAAACUAGCUCAAUGGGGUGAGAAGUUGAAAACGGGUGGAGCUCAAAUGAGUAGAAUGGUUAGUGGGAAAAUGAAGGAAAUUCUACAAGGUCCAACACCCGAAUCGAAAAUGGUCGAUGAGGCCACAUUAGAGACCUUAGAAGAACCCAAUUGGGGAAUGAACUUGAGGAUAUGUUCUAUGAUCAAUUGUGAAGAGUUUAAUGGGACCGAAAUUGUUAGGGCCAUAAAAAAGAAGAUAUCCGGAAAAAAUGUUGUCAGCCAAAGGUUGAGUCUUGAUUUGUUGGAAGCUUGUACCAUGAAUUGCGAGAAGGUAGCUUCUGAGGUGGCUUCUGAGAAAGUGUUGGAAGAUAUGGUUAAGAUGGUUGAGAAUCCGCACACGGAUCACGGGAAUAGAGAAAGGGCUUUGCAGUUGAUUCGUGCUUGGGGACAGUCUGACGAUCUGGCUUACCUGCCUGUGUUUCACCAAACUUAUAUGCAGAGCUUGAAAGGAAGAAGUACACACCUGUCAGUAGGUGAUGGGAACUCACCCCUCUUGCACCAUACCUUGGAGUCUUACAUAGGAGAGCCAUUGCCUCCCUCUGAUAAUUAUCCUGUCAAUAACACAGGAUUGCAUGGUAAUGAUUUUGCCUAUAAUUAUGGGAGUCUAUCUGUUGAACAAAAGAAGGAACUUUUUGAAGUAACUAGGAACAGCCUUGAGGUGCUCUCUAGCAUUUUGAGUAGGGAAACAGAGCCAAAACCCACAAAGGACGAGCUGACAGAGAGCAUGUUGGAGAAGUGCAAGCAGUCACAGCCUGUUAUUCAAAUGAUCAUAGAAGGCACUACUGAUGAUGAUGGAAUUCUCUUUGAGGCACUGAAUCUGAAUGAUGAGCUUCAACAAGUCAUCUCCAAAUUUGAGAAACUGGAAGCUGGUUCAAAGUCUGGAAGACAGCCUAAUGCCUCUGCUCCUGCGGAGCCCCAUAACGAAAGUAUUGUAGGUGCUUCCCCUUCGACCCAUGAUGAAACCAAGACGAGUGCUUCCCCCUCGACCCAUAAUGAAACCCAGAUGAGUGCUUCCCAGAAAGCAGAUGGUAAUGAAUCCAGCAGUGAUAAGAAAAUAUUGAAGGAGAAUUGAGGAGUUAAGAGGGUUUCCUAGGUUUAAUUUCCGUUGCAUGACUUCUUGUGCUGUUAACUUUAUGGUCGGGUUAUCGUACUUGGUGAAUAAGACUAUGUAGUCCAGUCACAAUGAUUUCCCUUUUGUCCCUAUCUUUUGUUAAUAUACAACCGUUUUUUCA